ACCUUAAUUAAUCUCCCAAGUAUUUUAUUUUCUUUUUCUUUCUAAUUAUACAAAAUAAUAAAUUUGAGUAUAAAGGAACAAAUUCCCAUCUGAACACAUUAAAUUAGCUUCUUAGUCAAUACUCAAAUAUCACUACCUUUUUGCUAUAUAAAUAUAAUUAACACCAAAUCCUCUUUAUGAAGACACCACUAUAAAAAGAGUAAAGAAAAGAAAGAUAAUCAAUCAUUCUAUUUAUACCACACUAUAACUCUGUUCUCUCUAGUGCUAUCUCCGUAGAUAUUCGAUCUCGAUCAAAAUCAACAUCCAAAAGAUUCGACCAAGCUCUAGAAGGGCUAACUAAGAAGAUGCUUCACUACAGGAACCUCAACACUCCUUCUCCACUCCUUAAAUUCGGAGCUGGGGUGAACUCUCUCACUUCACUAGUAUUCAAAAACAGCCACAACUCACUUGGUUUUUAUUCUGAAAAUCACGAUCGAGUGCUGAAGAGUUCGUGUUUGAUCGACCUGACUCGAUCUCAGCCGUUGGUUGGUGGUGGCCAUUGUGAUCGGAGGGAGGAGAGUAGUAUUAGUAGUAGUGGUGAGAAAAUGUCUGUGAGGUGUAACACAGGGUCCCACUCUCAUAACAGAAUUAGUAUCGAAAAGGAAGAUGGGAGUGGGAAAACGACAACGACGAAAGGGAGUGGUAAGAUAAAAGGGAAUGUCGUUUUGAUGAAGAAGAACGUUCUUGAUUUUAAUGACUUUAACGCGUCGUUUCUUGAUCGGGUUCAUGAGCUCUUUGGUCAAAGGGUUUCUCUACAACUAGUCAGUGCUGUAAACGGUGAUCCUGGAAAUGGAAUGCGAGGGAAACUUGGAAAAGAAGCAUAUUUAGAAGACUGGAUUACAACAAUCAGUCCCUUAACGGCAGGAGACUCCGCUUUCGACGUUAAUUUCGAUUGGGAUGAGAAGAUCGGGGUACCCGGAGCUUUCAUCAUCCAAAAUUACCAUCACAGCGAGUUUUACCUCAAGACUCUCACUCUCGACAAUGUUCCUGGCCAUGGCAGAAUCCACUUCGUCUGCAACUCUUGGGUUUACCCGUCUGAUAAGUACCAUUCCCCUCGAAUUUUCUUCGCUAAUAAGACUUAUCUUCCCAGUGAAACUCCCUUAUCGCUACGGAAGUAUAGAGAAGAAGAAUUGGCGAAUUUGAGGGGCAAUGGAACGGGUGAGCGUCAGGAAUGGGAUAGGAUUUAUGAUUAUGAUUACUAUAAUGAUUUGGGGAAUCCUGAUAAAGGCGCUAAAUAUGCUCGUCCUGUUCUUGGAGGCUCUCCUCAGUAUCCUUAUCCUCGCAGAGGAAGAACUGGGCGAAAACGAACAGAUACAGAUCGCAAUACUGAGACCCGUCUGAAUCUUGCUUUGAGCUUAAACAUUUAUGCUCCAAGGGAUGAGAGAUUUGGUCAUUUGAAGUUGGCGGAUUUUCUUGCUUAUGCACUGAAAUCCAUUGGGCAGUUCCUGAAACCUGAGAUAGAAGACCUCUUCAAUAGUACUCCAAACGAGUUCGACAGCAUUGAUGAUGUUUUUAAACUCUAUGAAGGAGGAGUUGAUGUGCCCGAGGGUUUACUUAAGAGUGUUAGAGAUAAUAUUCCCGCAGAGAUGCUCAAGGAGAUUUUCAGAACUGAUGGCGAAAGGUUUCUCAAAUUUCCGGUUCCUCAAGUGAUCAAAGAGAACAAGACUGCAUGGGAUACUGAUGAAGAAUUUGCAAGGGAAAUGCUGGCUGGAAUAAAUCCUGUCAUGAUUCAUCGUCUCCAAGAGUUUCCUCCAAGAAGCAAGCUAGAUCCCAAAGUUUAUGGAGAUCACACUAGUAAAAUAACAAAAAAUUACAUAGAACACAACUUAGAUGGACUCAGCGUAGAUGAGGCAAUAAGGAACAACAAAGUAUUCAUACUAGACCACCAUGACACGCUAAUUCCAUUCCUUAGGCGGAUAAAUGCAACCAACACAAAGAUUUAUGCUACCAGGACAAUAAUUUUCUUGCAAAAAGAUGGGACUCUUAAGCCUUUAGCAAUUGAACUCAGCUUGCCACAUCCUGGAGGAGAUCAUUUUGGCUGCAUUAGCAAAGUUUACACUCCAGCUGAUAAAGGUGUUGACGGAUCCCUUUGGCAACUCGCCAAAGCUUAUGUUAAUGUGAACGACUCUGGCUAUCAUCAACUUAUAAGCCACUGGCUGAAAACGCAUGCAGCAAUUGAGCCAUUUGUGAUAGCAACAAAUAGGCAGCUGAGCGUGGUUCAUCCAAUUAAUAAGCUGUUGCAUCCUCAUUUCCGAGACACAAUGAAUUUGAAUGCAGUUGCUAGGCAGAUUCUGAUUAAUGCUGGGGGAGCGCUUGAGGCUACAGUUUUUCCUGGAAGGUAUUGCAUGGAAAUGACUUCUGCAAGUUACAAGGAGUGGACUUUUCCUGGCCAAGCACUUCCUGUUGAUCUUAUCAAGAGGGGAGUGGCCGUUGAGGAUGAAAAUUCCCCACAUGGUCUGCGGUUACUGAUAGAUGACUAUCCAUUUGCUGUUGAUGGUCUUGAAAUAUGGUCAGCCAUUAAAACAUGGGUGAAGGACUACUGCUCAUUGUACUACAAAACAGAUAAGAUGGUUCAAGAGGAUUAUGAACUCCAGUCAUGGUGGAAAGAGCUCAGAGAAGAGGGCCACGGUGACAAGAAAGAUGAGCCCUGGUGGCCAGAAAUGCAGACUCGUGAAGACCUAAUAGAAACAUGCACCAUCAUUAUAUGGAUUGCUUCCGCUCUUCACGCAGCCAUAAAUUUUGGGCAGUACCCCUAUGGAGGAUUCCCUCCAAACCGCCCUUCAAUGAGCCGCCGUUUCAUACCUGAAGAGGGUACUCCUGAAUACAAUGAGCUCAAGACAGACCCCGAAAAGGCUCUCUUAAAGACAAUAACUGGGCAGCUGCUUUCAGUACUCGGCAUUUCCCUAGUUGAAAUACUAUCUAGGCAUUCAUCUGAUGAGGUGUAUCUUGGGGAGCGAGACACUCCAGAGUGGACAACAGACAAGGAAGCAGAAAAAGCCUUUGAGAAAUUUGGAAAUAAGCUGAGAGAAAUUGAGCUAAAAAUUGAGAAGAUGAACAAAGAUCAGAAGUUGAAGAACAGAGUUGGGCCAGUGAAGAUGCCAUAUACUUUGCUCUAUCCUUCCAGUGAAGGAGGGCUUACUGGGAAAGGAAUUCCCAACAGUGUGUCAAUCUAAAGCUUUUUAUGUCUAAUACUACUAUAAAUGCCAUUCUUCUCUACCUAAUAAUAAAUUAUACGAGCUUACCAAUAUUGUCCAACAAAA
Molecule: messenger RNA, 3299 nt
Organism: Cannabis sativa
Lineage: Eukaryota; Viridiplantae; Streptophyta; Magnoliopsida; Rosales; Cannabaceae
Product: probable linoleate 9S-lipoxygenase 5
Exons: 9
Coding region: 345-3212 (955 amino acids)
Biological process (GO): lipid oxidation
Molecular function (GO): metal ion binding; protein binding; oxidoreductase activity, acting on single donors with incorporation of molecular oxygen, incorporation of two atoms of oxygen
Source: RefSeq, a predicted model, not a curated record